Messenger RNA from Lepus europaeus (European hare), 6358 nucleotides. RefSeq names its product zinc finger protein 260-like. Gene Ontology annotation, biological process: regulation of transcription by RNA polymerase II. The record is from RefSeq and is a predicted model, not a curated record. Gene Ontology annotation, molecular function: RNA polymerase II cis-regulatory region sequence-specific DNA binding; DNA-binding transcription factor activity. Bases 1682 to 4000 code for a protein of 772 amino acids. NCBI's taxonomy places the organism in Eukaryota, Metazoa, Chordata, Mammalia, Lagomorpha, Leporidae. The transcript is spliced from 5 exons.
CGGAGUUGGGAACAGAAGUUCAUUUACUGAUCAGAGAGGGUCCUGAGAGGCCGCGCUGCUCCUUCUCCUGCAUUCACUGGGGAGUCUUGCUCUGCAAGUGCAGUUGCAGGCAGUUCGGGAGCACACGCCCCAGACCUGCCGCCCACCGCUUCUGUGCCUCUGCAUCUGCCACCGUGGGUCCCAAGUUCCAGCGACUCCCGUCCCAUACUCUCCGCUUUGCUCCCCGUGUGUCCUGAAGAAAGGGGACCUGCUCCCGAGAUGAGAUGUUCCACAGCAACUCUCUGCUAUGGCCUGGGAUAGCAAUAGAAGAUAGCCCAAGUCUUUGGGCCCCUGUGACCAAGUGGGAGACCCAGAAGAAGCUCCUGGCUCCUGGCUUCAGAUUGGCACAGCUCCAUUGUGGCCAUCAGGAAGUGAACCCGUGGAUGGAAGACCUCUCUCUCUGUAACUCUGCCUGUCAAAUAAAUAAAAAUAAAUCUUUUUUUUUUUUAAAAAGAUGAUGUAUCUGAUAGAAGUCCAGUGGGUCUCUAGGUAUACAGAAAGGGGUUCCAAAAUUUCUGUAGACAACUGGUAUCAUACAAGAUGGCCAUGGGCUGGAGAUGGGUGUUCAGACCAUUUGAGCUGAAUUGUAUAUGAGCUGAAUGUAGGUUGCACCUCUGUCACUGUUUACUCAUCUCUAAGAUGAGUGUAGCAGCAAUACUAAUGAAAUAUCCUUACUGUGAGAUGUGUGCAGGCUGACUUACACUGUGUUGCAAUUGCAUUUAUGGGGUUUCUGGUGUAUCUUCUUUAAAUGAAGUUUCUGGUAUCCUACACUGUAUAGCCUGUCCAGUGCUACUCAUUUGAGGUUACUGAACUUACACAAUACCUAGUUUCUGGGAACAUGGAAGUUUGGGUACUGGGGAACAGUCCCAUUUCCUUUGGAAGUUAGUAAUUGUUAUGGUAUUUGAAGAAGGGAGCUUCACACAUAGGAAUCUUUUCUAACAGAAUACAACUUAAUGCUCUCUGAGACAACACCUUAAGGCUCAGAGCAGAGACAAGAGUCAUUGAAAUGUAAAGAUCCUAGUUGCAUGGUCCAAGCAGUUAUGGAUCAUACUGACCAGAGUGAGCAAGAUAUACUUGAUAUUACCUUACCUCAUCCAUUAUUUUCUUUUUUUUUGACAGGCAGAGUGGACAGUGAGAGAGAGAGACAGAGAGAAAGGUCUUCCUUUUGCCAUUGUUUCACCCUCCAAUGGCUGCUGCGGUAGGCGCGCUGCGGCCGGCGCACCGCGCUGAUCCGAUGGCAGGAGCCAGGUGCUUCUCCUGGUCUCCCAUGGGGUGCAGGGCCCAAGGACUUGGGCCAUCCUCCACUGCACUCCCUGGCCACAGCAGAGAGCUGGCCUGGAAGAGCGGCAACCGGGACAGGAUCAGUGCCCCGACCGGGACUAGAACCUGGUGUGCCAGCGCUGCAAGGCGGAGGAUUAGCCUAGUGAGCCGCAGCGCCGGCCCUCAUCCAUUAUUUUCAAGACUUGGUGGUAAUAGAAGUUCUGGACCAGCAUUCAAAAGAGAGGCAUGAAUGGAUUAGAAGACAGUGGUCUUAAGGAUGUAGCCUGGGGUGGAGAGAUAACCUCUCAUAUCUGAGAGUCACCACCUGCACUGCUUCCUACCACAUGCACAUUACUUCAUUCCACUACCAGGAUCUCUAGAAAUGGAGGUGAUGAUAGCAUUUGAAGACCUGGCUGUGUACUUUACCUGGGAGGAAUGGCAGAACAUGAACAAUGCUCAGAAAAUCCUGUACAGAGAUGUGAUGCUGGAGACCUACAGCAGCCUCUUCUCCUUGGGGCACUGCAUUACCAAACCUGACUUGAUCUUCAAGUUGGAGCGAGGAGCAGAGCCAUGGAUGGUGGAAGAAUGCCUGAAUCAGAGCCUUCCAGUGGUCAUGAAAAGGGAUGACCUGGUUAGGAUCAACCAGGAAAGUCAGGACAAAAAUCUGAAUCAGGAUUUUAUGAAAAAUAACAAGACAUCAGCUCACAAGAGAGUUGAAUUAAGAAAAACACUUAGUUUAAAUUCAAGCCAUAUUCCAACACUGAUUAUUAAAAAGGGAACCUAUUCACAAUUGAAGCCCGAGGAAUUCAGUAAAUGUCACACUGUUUAUCCCCACAGUGGGCCUGAUCAACUACAGGAUGGAGAGAAAUUUGAUAACACUAAGAUGCAUGGAAAUUCUCUCCAGUUUUGUGAGCCUCUUGGUCAGCAUGACAAUAUCCAUAUCAUGAAGCAGCCAUUUGGACCCACUGGACAAGCAAAAUUCUUCACAAGAAAGAUGCUCUGUAAAUCUGAGAGGGUUCCUAUGGCAGAAAACUGUAAUAAAUCAACUGUCACUUUUGGAAAAGUAACUCAAAUAGAAAAAGCUAUCCAUGAAACUUCUAGCCUCAAUAUGCAUCAACAAACUCACACAAGAAAGAAAUUUUAUAAGUACAUUAGCUAUGUUGAACCUGUCAUUCACCAGCCACAAACUGCAAUAAAUCACAGACUAAAUACAAGGGGAAAAUUCUCUACAUGUAAACCUUGUGAAAAUUCACUCAGUUUUAAUUCACCUUAUGAAUGCAAUGACUGUGGAAAAACCUUUGGACAAAAGUCAUACAUUCUUAUACAUCAGCGAAUUCACACAGGGGAGAAACCUCAUGAAUGUAAUGACUGUGGAAAAGCCUUUAGAUACAAGUCAGUCCUCAGGAAACAUCAGCAAAUUCACACAGGGGAGAAACCUCAUAAAUGCAAUGACUGUCGAAAAGCCUUUGGACGAAAGUCACACCUCAUUAUACACCAGCGAAUUCACACAGGGGAGAAACCCCAUGAAUGUAAUGACUGUGGAAAAGCCUUUGGACAAAAGUCAAACCUCAUAAUGCACCAGAGAAUUCACACAGGGGAGAAACCUCAUAAAUGCAAUGACUGUGGAAAAGCAUUUGGACACAAGUCACACCUCAUAUCACACUGGAGAAUUCACACAGGGGAGAAACCCCAUGAAUGUAAUGACUGUGGAAAAGCCUUUGGACGAAAGUCAUGCCUCAUCAUACACCAGCGAAUUCACACAGGAGAGAAACCUCAUAAAUGUAAUGACUGUGGAAAAGCCUUUGGAUACAAGUCAAACCUCAUGAGUCAUCAGCAAAUUCACACAGGGGAGAAACCUCAUGAAUGUAAUGACUGUGGAAAAGCCUUUGGACAAAAGUCAAACCUCAUCAUGCACCAGAGAAUUCACACAGGGGAGAAACCUCAUAAAUGCAAUGACUGUGGAAAAGCCUUUGGACACAAGUCAGUCCUCAUCACACACCAAAGAAUUCACAUGGGGCAGAAAACUCAUGAAUGUAAUGACUGUGGAAAAACCUUUGGACAUAAGUCAGACCUCAGGAAACAUCAGCAAAUUCACACAGGGGAGAAACCUCAUAAAUGCAAUGACUGUGGAAAAGCCUUUGGACAAAAGUCAAACCUCAUUAAUCAUCAGCGAAUUCACACAGGGGAGAAACCUCAUAAAUGUAACGACUGUGGAAAAGCCUUUGGACGAAAGUCACACCUCAUUAUACACCAGCGAAUUCACACAGGGGAGAAACCUCAUAAAUGCAAUGACUGUGGAAAAGCCUUUGGACAAAAGUCAAACCUCAUUAAUCAUCAGCGAAUUCACACAGGGGAGAAACCUCAUAAAUGUAAUGACUGUGGAAAAGCCUUUGGAUACAAGUCAAACCUCAUGAGUCAUCAGCAAAUUCACACAGGGGAGAAACCUCAUGAAUGUAAUGACUGUGGAAAAGCCUUUGGAAGAAAGUCACAGCUCAUAAUGCACCAGAGAAUUCACACAGGGGAGAAACCUCAUAAAUGCAAUGACUGUGGAAAAGCCUUUGGACACAAGUCAUACCUCCUCAUACAUCAGCGAAUUCACACAGGGGAGAAACUUCAUAAAUGUAAUGACUGGAAAAGCCUUUGGACGAAAGUCACACCUCAUUAUACACCAGCAAAUUCACACAGGGGAGAAACCCUAUGAAUGUAAUGACUGGAAAAGCCUUUGGAUGAAAGUCACACCUCAUUGUACACCAGAGAAUUCACACAGGAGAGAAACCUCUUAAGUGUAAUGACUGGAAAAGCCUUUGGACACAAAUCACACCUCAUAUUACACCAGAGAAUUCACAUGACACAGAAAACUCAUGAAUAUAAUAACUGGAAAAGCCUUUGGAUGAAAAUCACACUUCAUCAUACACCAGAGAUUUAGCACAGGGGAGAAACCUCAUAAAUUAAUGACUGGAAAAGCCUUUGGACAAAUGUCAGAUCUCAUGAAACAUCAGCAGUUCACACAGGAGAGAAACCCUAUGAAUGUAAUGACUGUGGAAAAGCCUUUGGACAAAAGUCAAACCUCAUGAAACAUCAGCAAAUACACACAAGGCGGAAACCUCAUGAAUGUAAUGACUGUGGAAAAGCCUUUGGAUGAAAGUCAAGCCUCAUAAUGCACCAGAGAAUUCACAGAGGGGAGAAACCCCAUGAAUUUAAUGACUGGCAAAGCCUUUGGACAAAAGUCAAACCUCAUAAUGCACCAGAGAAUGCACACAGUGUUGAAACUUCAUGAGUGUAAUGACUAUGGGAAAACUUUUGGUCUUAAGUUCCAACUCCAACUGCAUCAGAGGAUUCACACAGGGAAAUAACAUUAUAAAUGUAAUGGCUGUGGAAAAGCCUUUUUCUAUAAAUUAUACCUGAUAUCAAAACAGAAUUCACACAGGCAAGAGACGUUAUGAAUCUAAUGAGUGUGGGAAAGCCUUUUGUUACAAAUCAUAGCUCAUAUCACACCAGAGAAUUCACACUGGGGAGAAACUUCAUGAAUGCAAUCACUGUAGAAAAGCCCUUGGCAAUAAGUCACAUCUCAGAAUGCAUCAGAAAAUUCACAUGAAGAGAAACCUUUUGGACAUAAUGACUUGGAAAGCUUUUUCCCAUAAUGCAGUCCUCAUUGCACAUCAUCUAAUUCAUAUGGGGGAAAACACUUUGGAUCUAAUGCAUAUGGAAAAGCCUUUAUCCAUAAGUAACACCUCAUAAAACAUCAGAAUUCACAUGGGGGAGAAACCUUAUGAAUGGAAUGAGUGUUGGAAAACUCUACCAAAAUCACAACAAUAUAACAUCAGAAAAUUGAUUACAUAAUAGAAAUCUUGUAAUAAGUGUGGGAAAGGCUUUUGUCAGAAGUAAUACCUCAUAACACAUGUAGUUCAAACAAGGGAGAGAACUUUUUCCAAAGUCAACAUAACCAUGUGACAGAGCCUUUUGCUGGAAAUUACAUCCCAUACAAUAGGCACUCCCAUAAGGAAGAAAGAUUGGGACCAGCCCUGUGGCACAGUAGGUUAAAGCCCUGGCCUGAAGCACUGGCAUACCAUGUGGGCACUGGUUCUAGUCCUGGCUGCUGCUCUUCUGAUACAGCUCUCUGCUAUGGCCUGGGAAAGCAGUAGAAGAUGGCCCUGCACCCACGUGGGAGACACAAAAGAAGCUCCUGGCUCCUGGCUUCUGAUCGCUGCAGCUCCAGCCAUUGCAUCCAUCUGGGGAGUGAACCAGCAGAUGGAAGACCUCUCUCUCUCUACCUCUCUCUGUAACUCUGUCUUUCAAAUAAAUAAAGUAAAUUGUUAAAAAAGGAAGAAAGGUUAGAAAUAUUAGUGUGAAAAAAAGCCAUUUGUCAGAAAUUGAUCACUAUACAUCAGAGAAUUCACACAAAGGGUUUCUUUGGAGUGUAAUGAAUGUAGAGUAUAAUGAAUGAAUGUAUAUUUUCAUGGUAUUCAGGCUGUCAUAAAUAUGCAACUCAAAAAAGGUGAUAUCCUUCAAGUGCAGUAGAUGUGAAAAAAGCAUAACCAGAAAUUAAACAGGCAGGCGCCAUGGUUCAGUAGGAUAAUCCAGUUCUAGUCCCAGCUGCUUCUCUUCCAAUCCAGCUCUCUGCUGUGGUCUAGGAAAGCAGUGAAAUAUGGCCGAAGUGCUUGGGCCCCUGUACACAUGUGGAGACCAGAAAAAAGCUCCUGGCUCCUGGCUUUGGAUCAGGGCAGCUCUGGCCAUUGUGGCCAUCUGGGGAGUGGACCAACAGAAGGAAGACCUUUACCUAUGACUGUAUUGUAAUGGGAAAUAUCUUUAUUAUUAGGCAAACUUCCACAAAACAUAGCAAGAUUACAGAGAGAAGUCCCUGAAGUAUAAUUUGUUUGGAAGAAUUCUUUGGUGGAAUCACACCUUAGUAAGUAUUGGGGCAGUUUUCAUGAUGAAUUGUGACAGAGAGUGGUUAACCGUUCUUCAGAAAUUUUUUCUCUUAUACAACCUGUAGUUUUGGUUUCUCAUUAUUGUGAGUGCGAUAAAGUAUAUGAACUGAACUGUACUCUCUUAUGUAAGU